This is a messenger RNA of Daucus carota subsp. sativus, 3065 nucleotides long. Its product is annotated as protein FAR1-RELATED SEQUENCE 7. Gene Ontology annotation, molecular function: zinc ion binding. The transcript is spliced from 4 exons. The coding region runs from base 423 to 2792 and encodes 789 amino acids. Gene Ontology annotation, biological process: regulation of DNA-templated transcription. Lineage: Eukaryota; Viridiplantae; Streptophyta; Magnoliopsida; Apiales; Apiaceae. The record is from RefSeq and is a predicted model, not a curated record.
UAAAAGAAUCAUUAUAAUCGAUAUAGAUAAUUCUCGCUUACAAAUUAUUAUUGCGUGCCUGGUGUCUAUGUAUAUGUAUGUAUACAUCUAUUCUACUCUCUCCAUUUCUCAUCUACAAUCAAUUCAUCUCUUCUCCGAUCAAAACCCUAAAAAAAUCAAUCACUCUCUCUCUCUCUCUCUCUCUCUCUCUCUCUCUCUCUCUCUCUCUCUCUCCAAUCGACUAAUCCUUUCCAGCCAAAUUGAUCUGUAUCGGAGCGAUUUGCAUGCGAAUUGACUCUCUCGAUGUGUUGUAGUGCCAAUUGCAAAACCUAAUUGAGCUUCCGAGUCGUUAUGUGAAGUACUGUAUAUGCAACUAUACUUGCAGAACUCUCUACAAGUGACGCAUAAGGAUGGUAUGAUAUGCAUCAAGUUGGUGGUAUUAGAUGCAGGACCAAAGCCAGGAUAUAGAAUUUUUUAAGUUUCAAUAUGAAGACACUGAUAUGAAUAGGCAAGAGUUCACAAAUGCUAUGACUGUAAAAUCAAAGCAAAACGGCCUGGAGCUUAUUAAUUUUGAUGGACACAGAGUGAACGAGGGAGAGUCCAACGUUGAAAUAUAUGUAGGGUUAGAAUUUGACUCUGCAGAAGAUGCACAGGAGUUUUAUAGUUUAUAUGCAGCACAUUUAGGAUUCAGGAUUAGGGUUGGUCAGUUGUAUCGGUCAAGGACCGAUGGGUCAGUUAUAUCUCGAAGAUUUGUUUGUUCUAAGGAGGGUUUCCAGACAAACGCAAGAACAGGCUGUCCAGCUUUUGUUAGAGUACAGAAAAAUGACAAUGAGAGAUGGGCAAUUGCAAAUAUCCACACAGAACAUAAUCAUGAGCUGGAACUUCCGGGUCAAAUUUGUCCACCUCAAACACAAAGGAAGCCCCUGCCCGCCACAAGAGCAGAACCUGUGUCCACGAGAACUGGUAUUAGAUCACAUGAGUGGGAUAAUCCACCUAAUGUGAUUGAUCUCAAGCGUCAUAAAAGGGAGGAGGCGGAAGGAGAGUCUACAGUAGGAUUUAGCGGAGAUCCUUAUAAAGGUCUUGAAUUUGGUUCAGCUGAUGAGGCUUACAGAUUCUACCAUUCAUAUGCUGCUAAUGUCGGGUUCAGAGUUCGGAUUGGGCAGUUAUUUCGCUCAAAAAAUGAUGGCUCAAUUACAUCGCGAAGAUUUGUGUGCUCAAAAGAAGGGCAUCAACAUCCUUCAAGAGUAGGUUGCUCUGCAUUUAUGAGGAUACAAAGACAAGAAACAGGACUGUGGGUGGUUGACCGUCUUCUUCUGGAGCACAAUCAUGAACUCAGUUUUCCAACAGAAGCUACUAAAAAAAGAUCAGGUGCUUCAAAGGUAUGUAAAGAAGAAGUUAUGGGUGAGUUAGAAAAUUUAGAUUUAGUUGAGACAAAUGGAGGCUUCAGCCUUGUUAAAAGAGGACGGGAAAGUAACAUAGGAAGUGAUUGGUAUGGUGUGCUAUUAGAAUAUUUUCAAUCUCGGCAAGCAGAAGACCUAGGAUUCUUCUAUGCUAUUGAAGCAGAUGAGGGUAAAUGCAUGAAUGUGUUUUGGGCUGAUGGUCGGUCUAGAUUUUCUUGCUCUCAAUUUGGCGAUACAGUCUUUUUCGAUACGACAUAUAGGAGAUUUAGUUAUACUGUGCCAUUUGCUUCUUUUGUUGGGGUUAAUCAUCACAGACAACCGGUGCUUAUGGGGUGUGCUUUAAUUGCUGAUGAAUCGGAGGAGUCUUUUACCUGGGUGUUUCAGUCAUGGCUUAAAGCAAUGGCUGGGCGAUAUCCGUUGUCAAUAAUAGCUGAUCAAGACAAGGCCAUCCAACAUUCAAUUGCAAAUGUGUUUCCUGGCACUCAUCAUCGAUUUUCUGCCUCGCAAAUCAUGGUUAAGGAACAGGAGAAUUUAGGUGCAUUACUUUCAAUGGAUAACGAGUUCAGAUAUGAAUAUGAAACAUGUGUUUCACAGUGUCAGACGGGAAAUGAAUUUGAUUCUGCAUGGAACAGGCUUGUCACGAAAUACAACUUGAGAGAGAAUAUUUGGCUAAAGGAAAUGUACAGAAUGCGCAAAAGUUGGGUUCCUUUAUAUUUGAGGGGCACCUUUUUUGCAGGCAUCCUUGUGGAUGGAAGCAUGAAGCCUUAUUUUGGCACACUUUUGACUGCCCAGACACCUCUUAAUGAAUUCCUGUUAAGAUAUGAGAAAGGUCUUGAGCAACGCCGUGAGGAAGAAAGAAAAGAGGAUUUCAAUUCGUUCAACAUACAAGUAGCCCUGCACACGAAAGACCCCAUUGAGGAACAAUGUCGAAGGCUCUAUACAAUUACAAUGUUCAAAGUAUUUCAGAAAGAACUCCUGGAAUGCUAUGGUUAUGUCGGGAUAAAAUUAAAUAUGGAAGGAGUUAUUAGUAGAUUCAUGGUGCAGAAGUGUGGCAAUGGAGAUGAGAGGAGCACUGUUGCCGUCAAUGCUUCCAAUCUCAAUAUCAGUUGUAGUUGUAGGAUGUUUGAGUGUGAAGGGAUUCUCUGUAGGCAUGCGUUAAAGGUAUUUCAGAUAAUGAAUGUUAGAGAACUUCCCUCUCGUUACAUUUUACAUCGGUGGACCAAGAAUGCCAAGUAUGGUAUUCUAAGGGAUACUGAUUCAGGAGGAGGUCAAGAUUAUAAGGCCUUAAUGUUGUGGAGUUUAAGAGAAGAAGCGGGUAGCUAUAUUGAGGCAGGGGUAACAUCGCUUGAAAAGUACAAACUAGCAUUUGAGAUAAUUCAAGAGGGCAGAAGAACUCUUUCCUGGCCAAGCUAGAAGAAAUCAAGGUGAGGAAUCUUAUUUGGAAGGUUAACCUUGGAUCACAUACCAGAGUUUUGGGGGAACUGCUCAAGAAGCCUUAGCAUAUGCUGUUGAUUUCAAACCAAAGGGCAGACAAUUGCUUUUUGAGAUGUUUUUCUUAAACUUAAAACUGAUGUCUUAAUACUUUUGGUUCACAUCAGAAUCUGACAUUGCCUUUUCAUGUUUUGUUAACUUCUAAUUUCAAUGGUUUGAGCCUAUGAAUGACAAUGGUCUGUCUCGUUUCUUGUA